This is a messenger RNA of Truncatella angustata, 513 nucleotides long. RefSeq lists its product as uncharacterized. NCBI's taxonomy places the organism in Eukaryota, Fungi, Ascomycota, Sordariomycetes, Amphisphaeriales, Sporocadaceae. Bases 1 to 513 code for a protein of 170 amino acids. The transcript has a single exon. The record is from RefSeq and is a predicted model, not a curated record.
AUGGCACGGAUCAAAGCCGAGAUUAUCCAUGAGCGCAUGAAAACUCGCUCGGCCUCUGAAAACUCAGUAUCUGGUGAGCUAUCUACUGAUCGCAUGAUCUCACGUCAAGCCAUUCAGCACUGGACUGUUGGAUGCGACAAGCCCGACAACAUCAAAAGUCUUGAACCCGACGAUCUUGAAGUCAUAACUGAAUUUGUCAGCGAAUGGUGCGAUGCCGGAAACAAAGUUUGGCCAUCCAUGGGCGUCAAUUCGAACUGGGCCGACGCACGCGUUGCAAUCUGCAAUUAUGGCUGGUUUAACCCCUGCAGCCGUGAGGAGAUCGACAAUGCCUGGAAGACGAUUGACGAUGUAUGCGACAAGAAGGAUGGCAAGCCGGCUACAGGCUGGUGGUACGAAGGCGACAGGCUCAAGGCUUACGAGCGCAGUCAAUGCAGCCAGCGCAAAGUUUGCGGUAGAAGCAUGGUGGAUUGCUCGAAUACGGAGGGUAUUGAUUCGGUUCCGAUACAGAUCUAG